Herpailurus yagouaroundi (jaguarundi) is the source of this 486-nucleotide messenger RNA. It is a transcript of the gene SELENOV, whose product is annotated as selenoprotein V. Gene Ontology annotation, cellular component: cytosol. The record is from RefSeq and is a predicted model, not a curated record. NCBI's taxonomy places the organism in Eukaryota, Metazoa, Chordata, Mammalia, Carnivora, Felidae. The transcript has 7 exons.
AUGGGGCAGAUACCUAUCUUGUCUCCAUCUCUCUCUGUCUCCCUUCUCUUUCCCUCGGCAUCCAGCGGCCUCUGAAGCUACAGCCUUCGGUACAUUCUACUGAGAAAGAGUCUGGAGCUGCAAUUUCCAAAUUGUCUACGCUUUGAGGAGGAAAGAUCUGCCCAGGCUACAGGGGAGUUUGAGGUGUUUGUGGAUGGAAAACUGGUCCAUUCAAAGAAGAAAGGCGAUGGCUUUGUGGAUGAGGCCAGGCUGCAGAAGAUUGUGAGCAUUAUCGAUGAGGAAAUUAGGAAAAGGUAGCAGGCAACCGGCCAAAGUUGUAAAGCUGUGCCACCCAAUAACAGCCUACGGCUUUUCAACUUACGGAGCCUCAGCAGGAUGCCGAGAAGGGCUGAAAUGUUGCCAAGUCAGGUCCUUUUCUGAUGGUAGCUGGGGCUGGGGCGAGUCAGGGAGGGGUGAAAAUGGAAAUAAAUACAAUCUGUCUCUCUG